Ochotona princeps (American pika) is the source of this 1977-nucleotide messenger RNA. RefSeq names its product family with sequence similarity 221 member B (gene FAM221B). NCBI's taxonomy places the organism in Eukaryota, Metazoa, Chordata, Mammalia, Lagomorpha, Ochotonidae. The record is from RefSeq and is a predicted model, not a curated record. The transcript is spliced from 8 exons. Bases 138 to 1934 code for a protein of 598 amino acids.
UUCAGGCCAGGCCGGUCACCACUCAGCACCCGCAGGCCUGGCUCCUCCACAGCCGAGCCUCCCAAUCCCUCGGCACAUCCCAUCGGAAGGCAAGAUCGUGACUCAAAGACUAGCAACAACCAAGAGAAAACCCAGAGAUGGAAGCAGAUGAGGCCACAGAAGAGAUUGAUACCACCAUGGAUGCAGAACAGCACCCCUCUUCAAAAGACCCUUCUAUGGAAGACUUGCAGGAGUUCCCCUUGGAACCUUCUAUCUCAGAGGCCACAGUAGAGCCUCAGGCCUCUCAGGACAUUACUAUGGCAUCCCCUUCCCAGAUCCCUUUAGAGCUCCACCUCUCUGAGACCCCUUUGGUGCCAUCUACUUCCCAGAGCCCCUUGGAGCCCCAUGCUUCUGGGUCUCCCUUGGAGCCCAUCACCUCUCACAUCUCUUCAGAACAGUCUGAGACCCCUCCCUUACCACUCACUUCCCAGAGCCCUUUGAAACCUCAUGCUUCUGGGUCUCCCUUGGAGCCCACCACCUCUCACAUCUCUUUACAACAGGGCAUCUCUGAAACCUCUUCCAUACCACCCACUUCCCAGAGCCCUUUGAAACCCUAUGCUUCUGGGUCUCCCUCGGAGCCCACUACCUCUCAUGUCUCUUUACAACAGGAUGUCUCUGAGACCCCUCCCAUACUACCUACUUCCCAGAGCCCCUUGGAGCCCACCACCUCUCACAUCUCUCUACAACAGGAUGUCUCUGAGACCCCUCCCAUACCACCCAUUUCCCAGAGCUCCUUGGAACUCCAUGCUUCUGGGUCUCCCUCGGAGCCCACCACCUCUCACAUCUCUUUACAACAGGAUGUCUCUGAGACCCCUCCCAUACCACCUACUUCCCAGAGCCCCUUGGUACUCCAUGCUUCUGGGUCUCCCUUGGAGCCUACCAUCUCUCUACAACAGGAUGUCUCUGAGACCCCUUUGAAGCCCCCUACUUCUGAGAUCCUCCUGGGGACUCAGAGCUCUGAAGUCCCAGAAAAACACCUUUCCUUUCAGCCUUCAUCCUUAAGUCUUGCCUCUGGGUCUUCCUCUGGUGUUUUGGAGGAAGACCUCUCUGAGCCUUCUUCCAGUGAGAGCUCACACACAAGGAGGGCCACCCAGGUCCCUGAAGUUGAAUACCUUCCAGAACACUCCCUUCGGGGCCCCUCAGCCCAUUUCUCUGUGGACAUAUCUGCCAAGCUGAGGGAAGAGGAAGAUGCAGAAGAGGAGGAGGAGGAAGUGGAUACCAGUGACAUCACUGUUCACCCGGGCCAGCCUGAACACCAGCUGAGCAAGAAGAAGGCCAGGAGAGACAUUGUCUGCCACUCUGUGGACCCUGCUACUGAGGCAGAGUUGGUGGAAGCAGCUAACACAAUGCAAAGAGAGCAAUUUGGUACUCAGGUGAAUUAUAUUUUCCAAUGGGAGAAGAAUACAGCCCUGAAUGCCAUCCAGUCAGGCCUGUACAUUGGCUGGCGAUGCCCCCACUAUCUGUGGGAUUGUUUCCGGAUCAGAGAUGAGUCCAAGUGCUUUUGUGGACACUUGCUGAGAGAGCACCAUAUCAUGUCAGACAUAUCUGUGCCCUGCCGUGUGAGCCAGUGCCGCUGCCUCAUGUUCUGCUUUAUCCCGUCACGCCCCGAGGAGGUGGGUGAGUUCUGGCUCAAGAGACGGGCCACAUUUGACCCCAAGGCCUGGAGAGCGCAUUGUCGCUGCAAACACAGCCAUGAAGACCACGCGGCCAUGGGGCCCCAUCCCUGCCGACAUCACGGCUGUUGCUGUAGCUGUUUUGAGUCUAAUUUCCUGUGUGCGGCCUGUGACCGGCGCUGGGAGGAGCAUGAGACCUUCUUCGAGACUGAGGAGACUCGGCGGCGGAGAGGGAGACCUCAUGGGUCACACGCUGUCAGCAGCUGGCACAGACCGAUAUGAGCCCCGCCCAAACUAGCAAUAAAGGGAAACCACUGGAAUCUGA